AUGAGAGACGGCCGGGUCCGGCCCACGACCUCGCACCGCCUACACCCCUUCUACGGUGAACCGGAACCCCAGCCCGCGCCGCCUCGAGGACUGACGCCCAUGAACGUCCAGGCCCAUCGCACCCGCAUACGCAGUCGAGAAGUCUCGGAACGUAAGCAGGUGGGAGAUGCGGAGAGUUUGUUCCACGCGGAACAACGGCAAAGAGGAGAGAAAGAGAUGUAA
Molecule: messenger RNA, 222 nt
Organism: Penicillium longicatenatum
Lineage: Eukaryota; Fungi; Ascomycota; Eurotiomycetes; Eurotiales; Aspergillaceae
Exons: 1
Coding region: 1-222 (73 amino acids)
Source: RefSeq, a predicted model, not a curated record